Molecule: messenger RNA, 777 nt
Organism: Saccostrea echinata
Lineage: Eukaryota; Metazoa; Mollusca; Bivalvia; Ostreida; Ostreidae
Product: cyclin-K-like
Exons: 2
Coding region: 1-732 (243 amino acids)
Source: RefSeq, a predicted model, not a curated record
AUGCAUUCUAAGGCUUAUUGCUGGACUUCAUACAGUAGUGGAAUAUAUUGCGACCAAGAUCAGAUAUGCUGUGGAUCUUUGCCAAAUGAGUAUUGCUGUUGGAGUGAUGGUGAAGAGACUCUUCCAGGAUUUGUAGUAGCCUCUGUCGUACUUGGUUCGCUGUUUUUUGUAAUUUGUAUCACAUUAUCCGUGAUUCGAUGUUUAUGCAAAAAACAACCAACGCCUGGAGGAAUUAUGGGUGUGACUGGAGUCUCUGUUCAUAAUAAACCUCACCCUACAACCGUGUAUCCACAACGGCACAUCGUGGCCCCACAGGGAGCGGUGAUGGGGGGCCGGGCUGCACAGGGACAGGUGUUUAUUUCUAAUCCACAACAUUCUGGACAAUCAUACCAACAUCACCCGUCAUACUAUUCUUCACACGGGAGCGCCGUACCGCACACAGGUACUCCAACAGUAGACAAUACAACGCGACCAAACAUUGGGCAACAUCAAGCACUCCCAUCUGCCCCCUUUGCGCAAAAAACUACCACGCAUUAUCCACCACAAGGACACCCUCUACCAUCGACAGAACCGCCAAGAUACGAACAAGUAAUGGGAACACCAGAGGGAGCUAGUGUGUGUAAGGAUAAUGUUCCACCAGAGGUCGCUUUACUUCCAGGUCAUGUUCCGCCUCCUUUUGAAUACAACCCUCCCUCUCUGCCUCCAAGAUCGCAACUUUACAACAACAAAUGAGUAAUUGAGGUUUUUUAAGUGAUUUAAAUAAAAUAAUGAAAUCCA